AUGAAUACCACCACUGUCUUUGGACCGCCACCGGUUGGCGUCAACCUCAAUGACAAUAGAAUUUCGCAGGACAAUGCCAUCGUUGCGGUACUAUGUGUGUUUGCUAUACUCACAGUGGUCAUGCGGUACUUUGUGAGACUCUAUCUCCAGGGAACCAGGCUGGAGGCCGAUGAUUUCCUUAUCGGCGCGUCAAUUGUUCUUCUAAUUGUUCUACUUUCCAUGACCAUACUCGGUGGCCGCCACGGGCUUGGCAGACAUGUUUGGAGUAUAACGUCAGAAAGCAUGAUUACCAUGAAAAAGAGCCUCUUCGCCUACGUUUUAAUAUACCUGGCCGAAUUACUCCUGAUAAAGGUUUCCAUAUUGAUGUUCUACCGUCGAAUUUUCUCCAUGAAUUGGAUGAUAUGGACAUGUCUCGUCAUCUCUUGCUGUUGGUGCGCAGGAAGCAUGGUCGCAGCUCUUUCGGCCCCGAGGCCAGUCUCCUACUUUUGGACCGAAGUUACCGAACCUUCCUCCGGGCGAUAUCGAUACGACUUUUACUACUACUACAUUGGCAAUGCCACGGCUAACAUGGUGACCGAUGUGCUGAUUUUGAUCGCCCCACUACCCAUAGUCUGGAAGCUUCAAAUGCGAAUCGGACAGAAGAUCGAAGUUUGCAGUCUCUUCCUGCUUGGUGGAUUUGUGUGUGUCGCCAGUAUCGUCCGCAUUCAUUACCUUACCUUCCUCCACCACAAUGUGGACAUUACAUGGACAUUGAGUGAAGUGUCUGUGUGGUCAACAGUCGAACCAUGCAUCGGCAUAAUCUGCGCCUGUCUACCCACCCUACAGCCGUUCAUCCGCUCGAUCACCAGGAAGCUCCCUGGUCAACAUCGAGGAGCAGGGCGGGCGUCUUCUGUGCUGGAACGAAAUACCUCUCCAAGACAACCCAGCAGUAGUAAAAAUAGCCAUCGGCAUGGGAUGUGGCAUGGGCAGGAACAGGAGGGAAAUAUGAGUUUGAAAACAUUCUUCAUCGCAGAGGAUGAUUGUAUGCGUUUGACAGCACUCUCAACCCGCGUUUAA
This is a messenger RNA of Penicillium brevicompactum, 1056 nucleotides long. RefSeq lists its product as uncharacterized. Lineage: Eukaryota; Fungi; Ascomycota; Eurotiomycetes; Eurotiales; Aspergillaceae. The coding region runs from base 1 to 1056 and encodes 351 amino acids. The record is from RefSeq and is a predicted model, not a curated record. The transcript is spliced from 4 exons.